CAACUUGUUCACUUAUUGUUUCUUGUGGACUUAUAUCACAUAUUUAAUAAAUAUAUAGUAUUUCAAAUAAACAUGGGCGACAAUACGGUACUAGUUCAAGCAGUAUUAAUGUUUUUCUGUUGGCUUAUGAGGACGACGGAAAGUAACCACGAACUGCGAGAUGUCGAAAAUAUAUUUUCAAAGUGCAAGAAACAUUCGGCAGAAUUCGAUGAUUGUAUGAAACAGGCUUUAAACGAUCUCAGACCUUAUUUUAAGCGAGGCAUACCGGAAAUUGGCGUCGCGCCUUUUGAUCCCCAUACAGCGAAGGAAGUGAAACAAACACGUACAAUACUUGGAAUCAUAUACACUAUCAUUCUACGAGAUGUUUAUGAAUACGGUUGGACUCAAUCUACUGUUACGAAAUUCAAAACUAACUGGGCCAACACAUCCAUUAUCUAUUCGCAGUACUUCCCAGAAAAGUACUUAGAGGGACGUUAUGAAUUUAUGAUCGGGGCGAGUGGGUUGGCGAUGGCGCGCACGCGCAGCGGACAUUGGAACCUCACGCUGAGAGCCUACGCGCAGACGACGCGCGUGGCGCGGCGCGGCGAGGCCGUCCGCGUCCGCGUCGAGAUCGACCGCAUAGGCGACAUGAACCUGCAUAUCACCAACCUAUUUUCUGGAACCGGAUUAGAACAACUAGUUGAUGGCGUGAUCAAUACGUUUUGGAAACCGGGGUUCGGAUUAGUGAAGCCUAUGAUCAAUGACCUUGUAAGCAGUGCCUUUACGAAUAUCUGGAGUGAAUCUUUUAAGUUAGUUAAUGUCCAAAACUUGAUCAAAAACUAGCUUCAGCUCGGGGUGAUGCUUUUAGAUAAAUUUAUAAAUAAAUUACACAGAUCAACCUAGCCCCAAACUAAGCAAAGCUUAUAUACUAUGGGUGCUAGGCGACGAUAUACUUACCUAAAUAUAGAUAUAAAUACGUACUAUAUAAGGUACAGCGGGGCAAAUCUCGACUGAA
Messenger RNA from Leguminivora glycinivorella, 994 nucleotides. RefSeq lists its product as uncharacterized. Lineage: Eukaryota; Metazoa; Arthropoda; Insecta; Lepidoptera; Tortricidae. The transcript has 6 exons. The coding region runs from base 73 to 822 and encodes 249 amino acids. The record is from RefSeq and is a predicted model, not a curated record.